Messenger RNA from Macrobrachium nipponense, 3734 nucleotides. RefSeq names its product N-acetylglucosamine-6-sulfatase-like. The coding region runs from base 5 to 1666 and encodes 553 amino acids. The record is from RefSeq and is a predicted model, not a curated record. Gene Ontology annotation, biological process: glycosaminoglycan metabolic process. The transcript is spliced from 4 exons. Lineage: Eukaryota; Metazoa; Arthropoda; Malacostraca; Decapoda; Palaemonidae. Gene Ontology annotation, molecular function: glycosaminoglycan binding; N-acetylglucosamine-6-sulfatase activity.
AUCGAUGCUGUGGUGUGGAGAACUGGACCUUUUGACCAGGAUGGAGUGUCAGCAGGUGCUCUACUUACUUUUAGGAUUUUCGCUUUUUGUAUCUGUAAUUUAUUGGUCAACACCACUUCAUGCACAUAGCAUAUUAUCCAAAACCAAAAUAGAGGCUGCAAAACCCAAUUUUGUUUUCAUCUUGACAGAUGACCAGGAUGUUACUCUUGAUGGAAUGUCUCACAUGCCUAAUGUUAUCAAUAUGAUAGGAAAUUUAGGUGUUACAGUCCGUAAUUCUUUUGUUGCUAGUCCCCUUUGCUGUCCUAGCAGGUCAAGUAUUUUGACGGGACAAUAUGUUCAUAAUCAUGGUGCCAUAAAUAAUUCUUUAAGUGGCCAUUGCAGUAGUUCACAGUGGCAGGCUGGACCAGAGAAGAAGAGCUUUGCAGCACAUUUGCACCUAAAUGGGUAUAGAACAUUCUUUGCGGGAAAAUAUCUGAAUCAGUAUGGAGAAAACCAGGCAGGUGGUUUAAAUCACAUCCCUCCUGGUUGGGACUGGUGGAUUGGAUUGAAAGGUAACUCCAGGUACUACAAUUACACUCUGUCUGUCAACGGAAGUGAAGAGACGCAUCAUGAUGAUCCUCAUAAAGAUUAUUUGACCAAUGUUAUAAGAAGUAGAGCUAUGCAGUUUUUAACAAGUUCAUCAUUUGAUAAACCAUUCUUCAUGAUGUUGUCCACACCCAGUGCUCAUGCUCCAUUCACGCCUGAACCAAAGUAUGCAACUAAUUUUUCAUCAUUAAAAGCACCAAGAACAGCAAAUUUCAAUGUUGUAAAUGGAAAGGAUAAACAUUGGCUUUUACGUUUAGGUGUUCAGCCUCUGCCAGGUGAAUAUAUUUUGAAAGUUGAUGAUAUAUUUAGGAACAGGCUUAGAACUUUGCUUACAGUUGAUGAUAUGGUUAAAGACGUUAUUGAUUAUCUUUCCUCAAAGAAUCAGUUAGAAAACACAUACAUUAUUUUCACUUCAGACAAUGGAUAUCAUCUUGGUCAGUUCUCGUUGCCCCUUGACAAACGUGAACCAUAUGAAACAGAUAUAAGAGUACCUCUUUUGAUUAGGGGACCUAUGAUUCCAGAAGGUUCUAUAGUUGAAUAUCCAAUUACAAACAUUGAUUUAGCUCCAACUUUCUUAGACUUGGCAGGCAUACCAGUACCACCCUAUAUGGAUGGAUCAUCAAUGAAAUCAGUUAUCACAAUCAAUGGGAGCAUUUCGCAGUCUUCAAAAGAUUUACAUGAAAAUAGUAUAGUUGGGGUAACUAAAGCUUUUACCUAUUUGCGAAGAUCUGUAUUGAUAGAACACACUGGUGAAUACAAGGAUGAAAAUUACGGUUGUUCUUUUCUUGGAACUGGCUUGUCUGGUUGCAAUCCAGAUUUUUCAUGCAAGUGUGAAGACUCAAAAAAUAAUACUUAUGCAUGUGUUAGACAGGUAAGUCAAACAGAAAAUCAGGUAUUUUGCAAAUGGAAUGAUAAUGAAUCUUUUGAGGAGUUUUAUGACUUAAACAGAGACCCUUUUCAGUUAAAUAAUAGUGUAAAUCUCAUUAGCAAUGAAAUUCAUAGAAAACUUACUAAUCUUCUAAGAAAUCUUCAGAGAUGUAGAGGAAGUAGGUGUCAGGAGCUAGGAAGUUUUGUCAUUUAGAAAUUGGGUGAUGAUACAAUAAGACAGUAGUAUUAGAUUUCAUUAAAAUUGCCUUAAAUGAUUCUCCAUCCCAUUGGUUAUGCUGUAUGGAAGUUGGUGAUAUUUCUGUGCCUUGGGUGUUUUUCCAUUGGUUAAAUGUAAAAAUUUGGAUGAAACUGUUGUUAGCAUAUGAAUAAUACUAUCUAUGAAUAAGAAAUAGCUCUUGGUUCAUGUCUUAGUAAUGUACACUGUUAAUAUUGCAGUAUUCUUUUAUUGCUAGUGUUGAAAACUUGAACCACUAAGUUUUUUGGUUUCAAAGUUUGUUUCAUGUCUUGGAAAACCCUGAGGUUAUUGAGUGUUGAAAAAGGUUGUUGAACUAAAUUUUUUGGUGGUUGUUUGGAUUGCAGUUUUAGGACACUUUUCUCCUAAUAUGCUUUUGUCGUAAAUGAUGUAGUCAGUUUAUUUAUGUACAAGAAUGAAUAUCCUCUUUAAGAUCUGUUUUGAAUAGUAGUGACUUAAUCUUUUAUGGCAUUGUUUUAAUUGAAAGGAAUUGGUAAUUUGGUAGGAAUUAUGUAGGUUACCUGCUGCAAUAUUUAUGAUGUAUAGGCAGAUUGUAGGUACUACACUGUAAAGUGAGUGUUUUUUUGAAUUUGUUUUUUUCAUAUAGUCUGCAGCUAGAAAGAUGUGUUUUGCUAUAUAUUAAGUCUUUUACAUAAUGGCAUUUGAUUAUUAAAUUGGCUUAUAUAAAAAGAAGAGUUCAUUUGAAAGACAAUUUUUACUAUUAUCAAUUGCAGUGUAGUCAUGAACAUACCAUAGUUUUUGGCAUAUUAGACAUACCUUAACUUUUGCAAGCAUGUUUCAGAAAAAUUUAAAACACUCCUCUCUUCUCUUAUCUCAUCCCUCUUCAAUGUUAGAUAUUUUUGAAGCUUCUUACUUACCAGUAUUCAGAUAUUACUGCAAAGAAGAAACUAAAACCUGUAUUUUUAGGCAUAUUGAGGUCUCUGCCCCUUCACUUUAGUAAUGGCUUUGUCCCAACUCAAACUAAAAUAGCCUAUCCUACCAUGCCUUGUUUUAUCACUUUGAGUUUGUGUUAAUUUCUGAUACUGUGACUAAUGCAUAUUUGAAGAUAUUUUUCAGUAUUACAAUAUAUUCAUGAAUGUGGUGGGGCUUACAAAAAUAUUAUCAGAGUAUCACAACACACCUUAAGUACUUAUGCAAUCAUACAACAAAUGUUUGUCUGCAUGGCUAUAAUAACAAUCCUUUCCCUCUCUCUCUCCUUUUUCUCUCUCACACUGCACUGCUGCUGAUGCUUUAAUUGUAAGUUGAAGAUAUUUUACAGCAUUAGUACUGUUUUUUUAUUAAUAUGUUAUUCAAAAUUUAGGUUAUCGUUAUGUCAUCUAAGACAUGUUAGGUUUCUUGUUUUUACAAGUGUACUGAACCAAAAUUUUCUGUCUCUCUCUCUCUCCCAUUUCCCAUAUUACUGUAUUACUGAUGAUUAAAACUGUAAGCAUACCAAAGGUAUUUUACAACAAUUUACAAAUAUAAGUCACAUGCAGUGUAAAGGAAUGUUCAGUGUUAGAGGUGUGUUGGAGGCAGGGUGAUUGAAUAGCGUAGGCAGAAAGAGUUGGCAAAAUUGAAUAAAAUGCAACAUUCAGUAGAAACACUAGGACUGAGGUAUCAUGGCAGUUUAGAACUAUUCCAACUAUUGCUUAUGUUGUUAAUACUGUACAUAUAUAAAAUUGAUAAAUUGACUUUUAGUUGAAGGACAGUUAGCAAAUAUCAGUGAUGAGAGCUAGUGCAACACAAUACAUAGUAGAAGCCCAUCUGAUGAUAAUGAUUAGGAUUUGCUACUGUUGAUGCUAGGUGCUCAUUACUGAGGUAAUUUAUAAAACUGUUUAGGCCAUGUAUAAAAAGAUGACUUAAUACUUAAUACUGACAAUUGUCAAAUGCCAUACGUAGUUGCUUAUUACCUGAUUAAACAUUUUCUUCCGAGGGUGGAACAUCAUCCUCUGUAUUUUUUAUUCUUCUGUAUGUAAUUUUUGAAUUGUUCAUACACGAAACAAACCUUCGGUCUUAACAUUAGGAUUUA